Messenger RNA from Mycotypha africana, 3129 nucleotides. RefSeq lists its product as uncharacterized. The record is from RefSeq and is a predicted model, not a curated record. The coding region runs from base 1 to 3129 and encodes 1042 amino acids. The transcript is spliced from 2 exons. Lineage: Eukaryota; Fungi; Mucoromycota; Mucoromycetes; Mucorales; Mycotyphaceae. Gene Ontology annotation, molecular function: protein binding.
AUGACUACAUCCGUUAGUCCUUCAAAUCAAAGCAGCAACGACAGCAAGUCUUUGAAAUGCAGCAGAGAUUCCCUCCAUACUGCUGUUGGCAUUUGUUUUAUGGAUAAACUACCCGACGAACUCUUAUUACAAACGUUCACAUACUUCACUCACAACGUUAAGCAACUCAGCAGGCUCGAACGAGUAUGCAAGCGAUUUAACAUAAUUGCUAAGGAUCAAAAGCUAUGGUAUUUUGUCUUCAAAUAUAAGUAUCCUACAUGGUCGAAGAAUGUAUUUUACUCGAUCGACCUUAUUAAUUGGAGAGAUUAUGUGAUACACUUGAUAAAACAGCAAGAAUCAACAAAACAGUUUUCAUUCAAAUUUAUAAAUGAAGAAGAACAAAGAGAGGUGAAAGAAGAAAAUAAGAGGGCAGUGGAAUUACAAAGAGAACCUAAUAGAAAGCGAAAAUUCCAAUGGCUUAUGGAAGCCAACAACGAACAAAAUAUGGUAGUAGUAGAAGAAGAGGAUAUCCCAGAUAGAGUGAGACCAAGGCCUCUUUUAAGAAGAACGUUUACUGAAGGGGAUAUUCUUGCCCCAGAUGUCAGAAGAACUAGAGCAAGAAUCACAGCACACAGCGACAAUAACCAUUUGCAUGAUAAUGUGCACCAUGUUAGUACUAGUUCUUUGAGACCGUUGUCUCACACUGAUAUUCACAGCAAUAUGCAAGAUUCUAACAGCUCUUGGAGACCAUUUGAUCACGCCGGUGAUUCAGAUGAAGAAUCAUUCCCUUAUACUUCCUCCAGUCCACCAUUGCCUCAGACUGAACUUCAUGACAAAACACCGUUCUGGAUACAAGAUCCACUUGUGGUAGAUAUUGAUCGUGUGACAAAAACCGGUGUUGUAGCGACAGGAAAGCAUCGUAAACGGGAUCACCAAUCUGAGCAUAUGAUAUUAUUUUGGGCUUACCCGUCUUGGAAACUAAUCAGAAAAUUUGAACUGGAACUCGUACCAAAUACACAUUCAUGUCAAAUCAUUGGCAUCCAAUCAGUGACAUUACACAAUAACCAAAAGGUUAGAUUGUUUUCUAUUGCAGUAGGUAUACCUUUGGAUAAUCCGCUAAGUGAGCAACAAGAAGAUAGAGUGGACAUAUGGAACUCGCUAUUUAUAUAUCAAUUGAAUGAUGAUGGCUCAACGGAAUGCUUGGCUCAUAUUAAAGUUUCUGAUGUGUUUCUGGGAAGAGAAGUUUUUCUAUUCUCUGAAGCAUCUUGGGGACAAUUAAACGACGAAAAUAUAAUUGGUGAUAAACAUGGUGGCAGCGGCAUCAUGUCUACAGCUUCAACAACCUCAACUACUUCAAAGGUCAAAGACUGGCUGAAAAUCAUAUCACCUGAACAUAUCGAUUAUGAUCCUAAUUAUACCAUAUUCGUCUUAGCAAUGGGACCUGUGUAUCAGAGAAUUACUGGUUGUAUACAGCUUGCCAAAUUUGAUAUUCGCUCUAGCUAUCGAGAAGAAGUAUUAGAUCCAGCAAGAGUGCCCUGUGUAUGGGACAGACAUAAGCGCGAAUUAGUGCCUAUGAAAGAAGUCAGUAUGUUUCAGUUUUAUCAAUGUACUUCACAGCGAGACCGAUUUGGGAAUCCAAUGGCGACCACUCAAGGCAACAGUACUAGCAGUAGUAGCACCAAUGACAGCCGAUCGUCUUCUUGUGAUCGACCUAUAUCUAUUAUGAAAAGAAUUCUCUUGGGACGAUCCGUCAGCUGCAUGAUACACUUCAAAUACCCACCACAGUUAAAUCACUUAAUCUGUACAGGUUCCUAUGACGACGACGAAUUGUCAGUUUAUGACUGGCGAUUUGGGUUGAAAGUCGGUUCCUUGCCUUGGAAAAUAGCGACUCCGCCAACAGGAGUUGAUAAUGAAGUUGAAUCUGCAGCAAUGAAUAAUGAGAAUAACAUUAACAAUGAUGACUUACGCACAGCAGCAGCAAGAGCAGAAGCAGCCCUUGAUGCUCAAGGAUUAAAUGUCGUCAUUGAAAACGAUGACGUUCGGCAACCGUUGCGUGGAGCUGACUUUACUAUGCACGAAAUAGAACAAUUGUUAGGGGGAAAUCUAAGAGAUUUAGUAGCUAAUGCUGCACGGAAUGAAACCAACGAAGAUAAUAUGAUUAUUGAGGGGCUAGAAAGGGAAGAAGACCAGCAACAAGAAGUACAAGAAGGAGACGAAGGUAUUGUAACGGAUCAGGUAGAUGCCAGACCUUGGGGUCUGGAGUCUACAUUUGUUAUACCUGCUUAUUGGUCUUCAAGUGAUACUGCAACAUCUUCAUUGGCAGAUCAUGGAUUAAGGUUGAUUGCUGUUGGAGAUACUCGAAAUGAAGGACCUAGAAGCAAACUCGAAAUCAAAAUCUGGGAUAUAUCGUAUUUAUUGAAUGUAAAGUGGGAUCCUUUAGCAGAAGACCACGCCGAGCAAAGAUCGACACAGGAUGACCAGCAAUGCAAUAACAUAGCCGAAACAGAAACGAAAGAUGUAGAGGCAGACGAUAUGAAAGGCUUGCCAGAGCACGUAAAAUUGGGAAUACUCCAUCGAUUUCCAUGGUGGCCGAGAAGAACAAAAGAACUUUCUAGAUUAGCGAUUCACAUGAUUAAAAGUGAGUUGCCUAAAACUUCUUUCGCUUCACCAUUCAAUCCACAACUAUCAAUGGAAAAAGAACAAAAUGAAGCUAAAAGCUUCAAGUUGCCUUACUCACCCGUCAAUGAAGAUCAAUCUAUGCUACUAUGUCAUACUUUUGAUAAGGAUGAGCAGCAAGAAGAAAGCCAUCAGCAACGAACCACUUUAUUUCCUCCUGCUUCUACUGAUACGGUUGAUGUUACCGAUACUUUCAAUGCGGAUAACCGUGCAGGGAAUAUUCCUGUAAGAUAUACUGCUUAUAACGUUCUAUAUACGUCUUUAUUCUUGCUGACGGAAGACGGUAAAGUGACGGUGAUGGAUAUCGAAACCGGGGAAAUCACAGGCACUGUAAAUAACGUUGCGGAGGGAGCUUCUUCACCAGAUGGUAGUAGGAGCGGGCUCAAUGAAAUUCACGGUAUUGACGUGAAUGUUAUAGGUGGAAAAGAAGUUGUCGUAACAAGUAAAGAGGGUAUAUUGAGAGGCAUGGUUUGA